Messenger RNA from Saprolegnia diclina VS20, 1107 nucleotides. RefSeq lists its product as hypothetical. The record is from RefSeq and is a predicted model, not a curated record. The transcript is spliced from 5 exons. Bases 1 to 1107 code for a protein of 368 amino acids. NCBI's taxonomy places the organism in Eukaryota, Oomycota, Saprolegniomycetes, Saprolegniales, Saprolegniaceae.
AUGCACGCUCGCCGGUCGUCCGUGACGGCGACACCGACGACGCCGCUCGCCGAGACGACGCCGACCCAGGCGCCCAAGUCGGUGUCGCCCCCCAAAUUCCGCAUGCCCUUUAUCAAGGCGCAGAUCCAGGCGAGCCCGAGCAUCCUCCGCGCUUUCAAUCGCAAGAUGAAGCCGCGCCCCACGAUGGGCCACGUCGCGUUCAACGAGUCGAAAGUAGACGAGUCGCUCGUGCAGCGCAAAUCGAGUCUCCCGACAGCGUCCACGACGACGCCACCCUCGCCCUCGACGUUUUACUGCGCGACGUGCGACAAGAGCUUUCCUAACCGUGUGCUCUUUGACCGACACCACGCGUUUUCGUUCAUGCACGAGCUCAACGUCAAGCAGGCCGCCGCGCUGGCCGAGCUCGCGUCGCAGCCGUCGCCCAAGACGAUGCAUCUGUCGCACAUAGCCCCCAAGUUUUUCUGGCGGCUCCGCACAGAAGCAUACGUUGUGAUUGGUGAAAGCGCAAACGGGGACAUUGGCGUGUGGGUCUACCAGUCGCCGAGCACACCGGCACUCGAGAUCGUGCUGCUCCCGCGCUUGCACACGCUCGCGUCGCUCGACGGUCCGCCGCUCUACGCCAAGAUCGUCCACCUGGUCGAAGUUGGCUUUCGGGACGUACGGACUCAAACGCUCGGCCUCGUGUUCCCGUUCGAGUACACGAGCCACGUGGCCCGGCAGUCGGUACCAGGCGACGCCGAGUUUGCCAAGCACUUUGGCUGCUUCUCGCCGGACGUCGUCGAGGCGCGUCUCGCUGCGUGCACGGUCGCUGCAGCACCAACGCUCGAGGGGUUUGAACACGAGCAUGGCAAGCUCCAAGAAGACGCCGAGCUUCUGAAAGCGAGCGUGCAGUCGGCCGAGGUCGAGCAAACCAAGACGUCGGCGAUUCUAGCCCACCUCGCCACCAAGGUUGUCGUCACGGACAGUAGUGGCAAGGACGAGCCGGAGCCGCCGCCGAUGCAGCCGCAGCCGCCAACGACGCCGCCUUUGAACAUCUCGCCCCGCCAAGCCAAACGCCUCAGCAACGUCAUGCUGCCGCCGCUGGAAGGUCGACCACCCCAGCCGUAG